This is a messenger RNA of Peromyscus californicus insignis, 3883 nucleotides long. RefSeq names its product family with sequence similarity 193 member B (gene Fam193b). Bases 1154 to 3493 code for a protein of 779 amino acids. The record is from RefSeq and is a predicted model, not a curated record. Lineage: Eukaryota; Metazoa; Chordata; Mammalia; Rodentia; Cricetidae. Gene Ontology annotation, cellular component: cytoplasm; nucleus. The transcript is spliced from 12 exons.
UAAAGCUAUCCGUUCAACCCCUACUCCGGAGCUAAAUGUUCUGGCCAUUCGGGUCACUGGGACUGGCUUAGGUCCUGAAACCACAGCUUAGUUCUCUGCCCUCCACUUACUUCCCUUUGGACCCACCUGAUUCCCCCGGCCCCUAAAAGAUCAUCUCUGGGCAUUGGAACCUGCAAGGCUGCAGCCUCUGUGCGCCCCCUCCCCCCGGCCCCCAGCAGUUUCAUUCCUUUCCCAGCACUGUCUGCAGCCGCUACCCUCACCAGCUGUACUUCUGCAUCUGCCUUCUGGGACCUCCCUCCCUUCCCCACCCAGCAGAACAGUUGGAGCAAACAGGCAGGCUGCCCCAAAGACUGUUGGAACAACUCCACUGAGGAGGAAACCCUUGUUCUCCUCCCUACCUCCGGUCCCAUAAGGCGUCCCCGACUCUCCGCCCCGACCCCCGCUCUCCCCCUAGUUUGCUGAAUCCUGUGAGAGUAAGAGUAUACGGGAGGAUUCUUGAAAGCUUCCAGCUUGCCACCUGGAAGGUCACUUUCUUCUGAGCAGGAGAGAACAGGAGAGGUGGGGUGGCGUGGGCCACAGUUGCUCAGGGAGGGUUGUGGCACCCGGGGCUGGGUGGCUUGCCCUAAGCUUGCUCUGACAAAAGAGUUUUGAGUUGGUUUUUUGGCUGAGCCUGCCAAGGAAGGCAGGCCCCUGCAGGAGUCUUGGAGGGUCGGAUGCAGCGCCCGGAUGAGGAUGAGGCGUGGCGGAAGAUGCGUUUGGCUCUGCAGACACUGACUGCAUCGGGCAGCAGGGGACUCUGGGAGGCUGGUGCAGCCUGAAGGCAUGGCUCUUGACAGCCUUCUAGUAGAAUCUCUGGAAUUGUGCAUCACCCCCUGGGACAGACCAGUUUAGUGUAAAGGGCCUCCAGAGACCCGGUUCUUCCACUGCUCAGAGUAAAUCUGUUCUCUUGAGGAACUGGCCAAGGGCAGAAGAGGAAAGAAACUAACGGGUAUUGAGCACCUACUGUGUGCCAGACCCAGGCCAGGUUCCCCCCACCUCCAGCCAGUCUGUGCAGACUUGUUGCCUGCUGUGUCACCGCGAGCGCAAAGGCUGGGAAGAAGGCCCUUCACAAAAUGGACUGGUGUUGCAGGGUGAGAAGCUGCCCCCUGACUUCAUGCCAAAGCUCGUCAAGAAUCUCCUAGGCGAGAUGCCUCUAUGGGUCUGCCAGAGUUGCCGAAAGAGCAUGGAGGAAGAUGAGAGGCAGACAGGUCGAGAACAUGCAGUGGCGAUCUCCUUGUCACACACAUCCUGCAAAUCCCAGUCUUGUGGGGGUGACUCUCAUUCAUCCUCGUCCUCUUCUUCAUCAUCCUCAUCUUCCUCCUCCUCUUCCUGCCAUGGGAACUCAGGGGACUGGGAUCCCAGCUCGUUCCUGUCAGCACAUAAGCUCUCAGGCCUCUGGAAUUCCCCACACUCCAGCGGGGCUGUGCCAGGCGGCUCGCUUGGGAGUCCUCCUGCCAUCCCUGGUGAGGCUUUCCCUGUCUCGGAGCACCACCAGCACUCAGACCUCACUGCUCCCCCUAACAGCCCUACCGGCCACCCCCCACAUCCAGCAUCUCUGAUUCCUUCUCACCCUGGCUCCUUCAGCUCACCGUCCCACCCACACCUGCUGCCCACCACCCCGGCAGCACCUUUCCCUGCCCAGGCUUCAGAGUGCCCUGUGGCUGCUGCCACUGCCACCCACCCCCCAGGGCCUUGUCAGAGCCCCCAUCUGCCCUCCACCAGCAUGCCACUCCUGAAGAUGCCUCCACCAUUCUCUGGGUGCAGCCACCCCUGCAGCGGGCACUGCGGUGGGCACUGCGGUGGGCCUCUCCUCCCACCACCGAGCUCUCAGCCACUCCCUAGCACUCACAGCAGGGACCCUGGGUGCAAAGGGCACAAAUUUGCACACAGUGGCCUGGCCUGUGAGGCAGAUGAGGGUCUGGGCGAGGAAGAGGAUAGCAGCUCUGAGCGCAGCUCUUGCACCUCGUCCUCCACCCACCCACGCGAUGGGAAGUUCUGUGACUGCUGCUACUGUGAGUUCUUCGGCCACAAUGCGCCACCCGCUGCCCCGACGAGUCGGAAUUAUACUGAGAUCCGGGAGAAGCUCCGCUCGAGGCUGACCAGGCGGAAAGAGGAGCUGCCCAUGAAGGGGGGCACCCUGGGCGGGAUCCCUGGGGAGCCAGCGGUGGACCACCGAGAUGUGGAUGAGCUGCUGCAAUUCAUCAACAGCACGGAGCCCAAAGUCCCCAACAGCGCCAGGGCCGCCAAGCGGGCCCGGCACAAGCUGAAAAAGAAGGAAAAAGAGAAGGCCCGGUUGGCAACAGACGCUCUGAAGCAGGUGAAUCGUGUUUCUGGAAGCCAGGAGCUAAGGCCUGCCAGGGAGAAGCUCCUCGACUGGCCUGACCAGGAGCUGGACCGAGUCAAUAGCUUCUUGAGCAGCCGCUUGCAGGAGAUCAAGAGUACUGUCAAAGACUCCCUCUGUGCCAGUUUCAGCAUGUGCGAGCUCAGCGUGGAUAGCAGUGGCUUUAAGGAGGGGGCUGUGGAACCUCAGCCCCAGACUCUAACCCCUUCAGACCUCAACGGCUCCUCUGAGCAACAGCCUGAUAUCAAUCUUGACCUGUCCCCUUUGACUUUGGGCUCCCUUCACAGCCACACAUUACAAGCUCCAAGUGAGUCAGUUGCACCAUGGGCAGAAGGAAGAGACCCUCACCCACCAUGGACAGAGGUGAGGGGCCCCCCUCCUGGUAUCCCUGAGAAUGGGCUCGUGAGAAGACUCAACACUGUGCCCAACCUGUCCCGGGUGAUCUGGGUCAAGACGCCCAAGCCAGGCAACCCUAGCUCUGAGGAAAGUUCAAAGGAGGUCCCCAGUAAGAAACAGGAACUGUCUGAGCCUGUGGCCACAGGUGGGAAGCCAAGAAAGAGCAAGAGACAGGGAAGUCAAGCAAAGAAGAGUGAGGCGGGUCCAGGCCCCUGGCCUCCAGCCAACCUAGAGGCUCCCAGUGCCAAGAGCCAGAUAUCUAGCCCCAAGCAGCCAGGCAAGGGCCCAGAUCCUGCCAAAGUGGGUAACUGUGCAGAACCUGGAGAGGACAGCCGGGGGAGCCGGCCAGGACCAAGUUGGGCUGACAACCCCAAAAUUGAGAAGAAGGGUAGUUCCUGGCAGAAUUGGCCGGGUGAGGCCAAGGCUCGAACUCUGGAGCAGGAAUCUGUGCAGACCCCAGGCCUAGCAAGGCCACAGAGCUUGUCCCAGGGCAAGGGCCGCAGCCGCCGGAGCCGCAAACAAGAGAAGUCAGCCUCCUCCUUGGACGAUGUGUUCCUGCCCAAGGACAUGGAUGGGGUGGAGAUGGAUGAGACAGACCGAGAAGUGGAGUACUUCAAGAGGUUCUGUUUGGAUUCUGCAAAGCAAACUCGUCAGAAAGUUGCUGUGAACUGGACCAACUUCAGCCUCAAGAAAACCACUCCUAGCACGGCUCAGUGAGAUGGAGACCUCAACUGCCCUGCCCAGGUCAACUUCUCCAGGUCAUCUCAAGGCCCCAACUCAAGCUGCAGAUGUAGUUUCUUCUCCGUGUGCCCUUCUACCUGUCUUGACCCUCCCUGCUCCCACCACCCUGACCAACCAAAAGCUGAAUGGAUGCCAUGCUGUGCUGGGGCCUUACAGGACCUCAGCAGAGCCGCUUCCUGGUGCUACGCAGCCUCCACACUCAGAGCCCAGGGAAUGGGCUGGCCUGUGAGCCAAGGGCUGAUGGUACUGCUGGCCCAACACUGCUCUCUUUGUGUUUUGUUUUGUUUGUUUUGUUUUUUUAAUUCUUUACUUUUGAUACUGUGAAUAUCUUUCAUGCAGAAAGAUAAAACAACAUUUGGACACAGA